AUGUUGCCCAGCGUCAAUUGGAUCCUAGGGCUCGGCCUCCUAAGCGCCAACGUUGCACGCUCAGUUGAAUUAUCUGAACAUGCACAGGCUCUAUUUGAUCAGUCCAUGUCCUUUCAGGACCAGAUCUACGACCCUGAGGCAUCAUAUCUGCGUUACUUCUACUACCCUUUGGCCGCUGGUCCUCAUGAAACCCGGUCAACGGUUUGGUAUUCCAUAGGGCUCCUUCAACGGAACCAUGGGGACGACGUGAAGGAGGCCGUGAAGAUUCUUGAGAACGUUAUCGGUGAUCAAGAAAAGAACUCUUCGGUGCAGUGGUAUGGUGAUUAUACGGUCUAUCCUGAGCAGCCGACUGUGGGAAGUGCUGCGUAUGCUCCAGAUAUUUAUAACUCUUGGGACCCCAACUGGAGAGGCUUUAUUGGCACGGCUUUGAUCAUUAUUUAUGAGGAAUUUGGAAAUCUAUUGCCAACCAAAGUCCAAAAUCUGAUCCUCGAAAGCUUGCACAACAAUACCGUCGGCGACACCUAUCGUGUUGGCGGUGUCGAUGGCGACAAUCUAUACCCAGCCUACUCAAAUGCUUGGCUCAUGAGAACCGUGGCCAGCUCCUGGACCGGACUCAAACUCAACGAUUCUAACAUGACAACCUCUGGCGACAAAUGGGCCCAGGACUUCCUGGAUCUAUUCGAUCUCAAUAACACUCUGUCCGAAUUCAACGGCCCAACCUAUGCCGGUGUGUCACUUUAUGCACUCACAAUUGCAGCCAAAUAUCUCUCGUCCACAGAAUCCGUUAUCGGCCAGAAUGCCCAACGCGUUAUUCAGGAUAUCUGGGACUACGAAUCCCUACUGUGGAACCCCAACAUGCGAAACUUCGCCGGUCCCUGGGACCGCUCCUACGGCUAUGACAUGAAUAAGUACGUCGCUAUAAUGUCUGAAUGGAUCUGGGCCCUGAUUGGCAAGGAGCAUGUCUGGCACUACAGCUCGCCUAUUGGCACGAUGACGCAUGCCGAUGACUUUGAAUUAGCACCUGUCAUUGCCGUGCUCUCUGAAUUCCAUAAGAGUCUUCUCCCGAAAACUGUGAUAUCGCGACUCAAGUCCUUCGUCGGCGAGCAUACGUAUACCGGACAUACGUUUGCUCCUCCCGCGGAUUACGAGCCAAGGAAUAUAACAACUUGGGUAUCCGCAAAUCUGACCAUCGGCACGGACUCAUUCAAUCAGAGCGUCGUCGGCGGGUAUUCAGAGGAUUCGACUUCCUUCAGCCCUUCGGUUGUGCAAUGGAUACGCCCAGGCGGGUCAAUCGGAUACUUCAAUUUGCAUCCUUCAGAAACCGCUUUGAAGGCUGAUGUGGCUCCAUACGCGUUGAAUUUGACGUAUCCCCUCGGCAAUGAGACGAGUAGCUUCACUUUCGUUCUUGCAUCGAAUCCGUUGGGGUCAAAGCGUGAUAUCACUGGCUUUGAAGAUGUUGAUGGUUUGAAGAUUGAUGUUGUUGGUGGUACUGUUGAUCCUGUGCCUGAAAUAUCGUUCUGUGGGUUGGUUGGUGGAACUUGUAGUAUUGUCCAUAACUUUGAAUUUUGGAAUUUGACGUUCAGCAUGCCGGCGAAUAGCUCGGAUGUUCCUAGCAUCCAGUUCAAGUUCACACUCGAGUGA
Molecule: messenger RNA, 1641 nt
Organism: Talaromyces amestolkiae
Lineage: Eukaryota; Fungi; Ascomycota; Eurotiomycetes; Eurotiales; Trichocomaceae
Exons: 3
Coding region: 1-1641 (546 amino acids)
Source: RefSeq, a predicted model, not a curated record